UAAAGCCGAUAACGAGCCAGCUGGCGGCGGCAGUGCCGUCGUUUACGUGGAGGUACGACCUUUGCGAGAGUUCGCUCUCGCUGGUGGGGCUCGUGCCGGAUCGCUCCUGGAAGGUCAGAGGCUGUCCUGGGGAUUAAAUCACCGCUCGCGGCACGGAAAACUCGGAGGUGCCCGCGUGUCCCCGAGGAACACUCCGAAGAGUGGCGAAACACGAGGGAGGGUGAAAAGAACAACAACAAAAAAAAAAGGAAAACAAACAUGCCGUGAACCUCGCCAGGUGACAAUGCGUACGACCCGAUGAAGUCGACGGUGCUCAUAGCGCGUGCGGCUUUCGAUCGCAUGCGACCAACACCGUAGACACUUUGUCGUCAUCGUCGUCGUGUCUUUGCCGUGCGUGUGCAUGUGUGCGGUGCGCGGUGGUGAGCGCCCGUGACCGUGUUGUACCUGAUCCAGUGAUACCUCCUGACCCAGCUUCUACCUGAUCCAGGUGCCCGACACCUGGACCCAUCACGAUGACCACGAGGGAACUCUACGUAAAGGACGCCCGAGUAUGGGUACCGCAUCCGGAGAAGGUGUGGGAAGGCGCCGUGCUCUUGGAGAACUACAGGCAGAAUCCGCCGACGUUGAAAGUGCGCACGGAAGAGUCGAAACAGACGAGGAUAUUGGAGAUCAAAUCGGACAACGAUCUCCCGCCGCUCCGAAAUCCCGACAUUCUGAUCGGAGAAAACAAUCUCACGUCGCUGUCGUUCCUUCACGAGCCCGCUGUCCUCUACAAUCUCCAGAUUCGCUUCCAACGGCAUUCCAUUUACACCUACUGCGGCAUUGUCCUGGUAGCCUUCAACCCGUACAACGAAUUGCCCAUCUACGGCAAUGACACGAUAUGGGCCUAUAGGGGCCAGGCGAUGGGCGACCUGGAACCCCACAUAUUCGCCGUGGCCGAGGAAGCCUAUACGAAGUUGGAGAGAGAGAAUCAUGACCAGUCGAUUAUCGUCUCCGGCGAAUCGGGCGCCGGCAAAACGGUCUCCGCGAAGUAUACCAUGCGGUAUUUCGCGACUGUCGGCGGAUCGGCGACGGAAACGCAAGUCGAGAAGAAGGUCCUCGCCUCUUCGCCUAUCAUGGAGGCGAUCGGUAAUGCGAAGACUACCAGGAACGACAAUUCCUCUAGAUUCGGAAAGUUUAUCGAGAUCCAGUUCAAUAAGAGCUAUCACAUCACCGGCGCGAGCAUGAGGACCUACCUGUUGGAGAAGUCGCGGGUGGUGUUCCAAGCGAAUGAGGAGCGAAACUAUCAUAUCUUUUAUCAGAUGUGUUCGGCGGCGAAGCGUCUUCCCCAGUUGCACCUGUCCGACCAAAAUCAAUUCCACUAUCUUAAUCAGGGCAACAACCCCAGGAUCGACGGCGUGGACGAUCUCGCGUACUUUGAUGAGACGAUAAAUGCUCUGACGAUGCUCGGCUUUACGUCCAAACAGCAGGACGACAUGCUGCGGAUCCUGGCGGGCAUCCUACAUCUAGGUAACGUAAAUAUAAGCAGUUGCGUGAGCAAGGACGCAAAGGACGGCGAGGUGGAUACCGAGUCCAGCUACAUUUCGCCGUCGGAUCGGCAUCUACUCAUUCUUUCCGAGCUGCUGGGCGUCGAGGUGAACGCGAUGCGCAAGUGGCUGUGCCAUCGGAAGAUCGUCUCGACACGAGAGGUCUUUCUGAAGCCCAUGACCGUGGAGCAGGCGAACGGGGCGCGGGACGCCUUGGCCAAGCAUAUCUAUGCCGAGCUCUUCAACUGGAUCGUGACCAACAUCAACAGCUCACUGCAGUCACCCAGUCAGCCGCACUGUUUCAUCGGCGUACUGGACAUUUACGGCUUCGAAACGUUUGAGAUAAACUCGUUUGAACAGUUCUGCAUCAACUACGCGAACGAGAAGCUCCAACAGCAGUUUAAUCAGCACGUCUUCAAGCUGGAGCAGGAGGAAUAUCUGAAAGAGGACAUCGAGUGGACCUUCAUCGAUUUCUACGACAAUCAGCCGUGCAUCGACCUGAUCGAGACCAAACUCGGCAUUCUCGACCUCCUCGACGAGGAGUGCCGCAUGCCGAAGGGUUCGGACGCCUCCUGGGCGGAGAAGUUGUACACCAAGUGCAUCAAGUCUAAGCACUUCGAAAAACCGCGAUUCGGCACUACAGCCUUUCUGAUCUAUCACUUCGCCGAUCUCGUGCAAUACGAAACCGUGGGCUUCCUGGAGAAGAAUCGCGAUACCGUAAUCGAGGAGCAAGUGGACGUGCUAAGAAGCGGCGAGAACAAAUUGCUGAGAAGGCUGUUCAGUGACGAGGACCCGAAGUUGACAGUGCCGCACACGAGAGUGAAAGUGUCCGCUCAGAAGAGCGCGCCGAUGAGCGCAGCCAACAAGCAGAAUAAAAAGACAGUCGGCUCGCAGUUCCGUGACUCCCUCAACAUGCUGAUGGCUACACUGAACGCAACGACGCCGCACUACGUGCGCUGCAUCAAGCCGAACGACGAGAAGGAGGCCUUCGAGUACAGUCCGGUGCGUGCGGUGCAACAGCUGCGCGCUUGCGGCGUUCUAGAGACCAUCAGGAUCUCCGCCGCGGGCUUCCCAAGUCAGCGUACGUACGGCGACUUCUUCCAGAGGUACCGCUGCCUCUGCAGGUUCAAGGAGAUACGGCGGGAUGAUCUGAAGGAGACUUGCCGGCGCAUCCUGGCCAGAUACAUCAACGACGAGGACAAGUUCAAGUUUGGCAAGACCAAGGUGCUUUUCAGGGCCGGUCAAGUGGCGUAUCUGGAGAAGUUACGGGCGGAGAAACAGCGCGAUGCUUGUAUAAUGAUUCAGAAGACUGUGCGCGGUUUGAUCCAGCGUAACAGGUAUAGGAAAAUCCGUAGAUCGAUUCUGGGCAUUCAGAGAUACGGCAGGGGUUACAUCGCCCGGAAAAAGGCAGAGGCUGUGAGGAGGGAGAGAGCGGCGGUGAAGAUUCAGGUGCAUGUGAAGGGCUGGCUGCAGAGACGAUGGUAUUUGCAGUUAAAACGCACGAUUCUCGGCCUGCAGACGCGCGGCAGGGGUAACAUAGCUCGCGCCAGGUACAGGAUGAUGAAGGACCACGCCGCCGCGACGGUGAUCCAGAGAUUCGCUCGUGGAUAUCUCGUGAGGAUGGCAUGCAAGAAGAAACUCAGGGACAUAGUAAUCGUACAGUCGUGCAUCAGGAAACGCCAGGCGAAGAAGAUCUUUAGGCAACUGAAGGCCGAGGCCAGAAGCGUGGAGCACGUCAAGUCGCUCAACAAAGGAUUGGAAAUGAAGAUUAUAACGUUGCAACAAAAGAUAAACGAGAUGGCGAAGGAGAAUCAACACUUGAAGAACGUUCAACACGAGAUGGUAGAUUUGAAGUGCAAGCUAGACAGCUUGAAAUCUGUCGACGUUGAGAAUAAAAAAUUGAACGGAAUGGUGCAAGACAAAGAGAGAGAGUUGAAAAAGAUGGAGGAAAUUCUACAGCGGGAGAAAGACGAGAAGAUGGAUAUAUUGCAUGAUAAAGAGAGAACUGGUCUACAGAAGGACGAGGAGAACAAGAAGCUGCAGGAAGAGAAUGAAAGAUUGCGAAAGGAACUCUCGAUAGCGACCGAGAAAUUGAAGAGCAACCAGCGCGGUGCUGAGGAGAACCUGAAGUAUCGACUCGAGCAGGAGAAAGACCUGCUUAUGCUGGAACAGGAUCAGGAUCGCGGAGCUUACCAAAGACUGCUCAAGGAAUAUCAUGAGCUGGAGCAGUACGUGGAAAUGCUGGAACAAAAGAUUGCGUCGAUUCAAGGAGUGCUCGGGCACUCGCGCUCCUUGAGCAAUGCUUCCAGCGGCAAUGGCCAAGUCACGUCGGCAGAAAAUCUUCCACACGAUGAUCAAAACAUCGAUUUCGGUUACGGUUCCGUGAGAUCAACAGCUUCCUCGUCGACGCCCUACUCGCGAGUGGAAACGAUCGACUGGAGUCAACAGCGGUCGGAUAGCCCACCCGACGGAGAAGUUCAACCCAACAAAUCGUCUUCGGAGGCCGAGGCCAGGCCCGCACCCACACACGCUCCCGUAGACAUCGGUCUCGUGUUGAAGCUGCAACAGAAACUGAAAGACGUCGAGAAAGAGAAAGGCAGACUUAUCCGAAUGGUCGAGGAUUUGGAACGCGACAGUAACGAGGAGUCUACCAGGACGCAAGAUUCGUUUAGA
Messenger RNA from Temnothorax curvispinosus, 4199 nucleotides. RefSeq names its product unconventional myosin-Vb-like (gene didum). The transcript has 5 exons. Gene Ontology annotation, cellular component: myosin complex; cytoplasm; actin cytoskeleton. The record is from RefSeq and is a predicted model, not a curated record. Gene Ontology annotation, biological process: vesicle transport along actin filament; actin filament organization. The annotation marks the transcript as partial. NCBI's taxonomy places the organism in Eukaryota, Metazoa, Arthropoda, Insecta, Hymenoptera, Formicidae. Gene Ontology annotation, molecular function: ATP binding; actin filament binding; microfilament motor activity.